AUGCAAAUCCACAGUACUCUCAUGGAAGGAUUUGGACUUUUGGUAGCAGUUGCGGCAAAACGGAACAGGAUAAUUAUUGAUCCAGUUUUACAGGUGGUUUCACCAAUGGUUGUUGGGAAGGCCACCUCCAUAGGAAGUAGGGAGUCCAACAUGGAAGAAAGGGAAGUGGCGUCCAGUUCACAUUGGAGUAGAAGGACAAACCCUUCUUGGGCACCAGCAGGCUUAAGUCCACUCCCUGCCCCGAAUUCCCCGUAUGUGUUUUGGGGGGACCAGCAGCAUUGUGAUGAGGCUGACGCUGUGGAUAUUCCCCUCAUGGAUACUGAGGCACUGAAGGAGUUCAACAAGAAUAAAACAUGAGUCAAGAAGCUAGCCAAGAAGUAUGAUGCCUUUUUUGCUUCAGAAUCUCUGAUCAAGCAGAUCCCAUGAAUCCUGGGCCCAGGCCUCAGGAAGGCUGGCAAGUUCCCCUCCUUGUUGACCCACAAUGAGAACAUGGUGGCCAAAGUGGAUGAAGUGAAGUCCAGAAUCAAAGGCCAGAUGAAGAAGGUGCUGUGUCUGGCAGUGGCUGUUGGCCCCGUGAAGAUGACAAAGGACGAGCUUGUGUACAACAUCCACUUGGCUGUCAGUUUCCUGGCGUCAUUGCUUAAGAGGAACUGGCAGAACAUCUGGGCUUUAUGCAUCAAGAGCACCAUGGGCAAGCCCCAGCAUCUGCAUGAAGGCAGAGCUCAAUAA
Messenger RNA from Leptonychotes weddellii (Weddell seal), 729 nucleotides. RefSeq names its product glucosaminyl (N-acetyl) transferase 4. NCBI's taxonomy places the organism in Eukaryota, Metazoa, Chordata, Mammalia, Carnivora, Phocidae. Gene Ontology annotation, molecular function: RNA binding. The record is from RefSeq and is a predicted model, not a curated record.